ACGCAACUCUCUCAGGCACCUUUAAAGCUCUGUUUCUAGUAAAACCUCUCAUCUGUUUUCCGUUUCUACUAACAGCAAUGGCAUCCGACAAGAAGAUUAAGAUCGGUAUCAACGGAUUUGGAAGGAUCGGUCGUUUGGUUGCAAGAAUUGCUCUUCGAAGAGAUGACGUGGAACUUGUCGCUGUUAAUGAUCCUUUUAUCACUACUGACUACAUGACAUACAUGUUCAAGUAUGAUACGGUUCAUGGUCACUGGAAGCACAGUGAACUCAAGGUGAAGGACGAGAAGACCCUUCUCUUUGGUGAGAAGGCAGUCACUGUUUUUGGCGUCAGAAACCCAGAGGAGAUCCCAUGGGCUCAAGCUGGUGCUGAGUUUGUUGUUGAGUCCACUGGAGCUUUCACUGACAAGGGCAAGGCUGCUGCUCACUUGAAGGGAGGUGCCAAGAAGGUUGUUAUCACCGCCGUCAGCAAGGAUGCGCCCAUGUUUGUUGUGGGUGUCAAUGAGAAGCAGUACACACCGGAUCUUGAUAUUGUUUCCAAUGCUAGCUGCACUACCAACUGCCUUGCCACCUUGGCCAAGGUUAUCCAUGAGAGGUUUGGAAUUGUUGAGGGUCUCAUGUCGACAGUUCACGCGAUUACUGCCACUCAGAAAACUGUUGAUGGUCCAUCAAAGAAGGAUUGGAGAGGUGGAAGGGCUGCUUCCUUUAAUAUCAUUCCCAGCAGCACUGGAGCUGCCAAGGCUGUUGGAAAGGUUCUGCCAGCACUUGAUGGGAAAUUGACUGGAAUGUCCUUCCGCGUUCCCACUGCUGAUGUCUCUGUUGUUGACCUCACUGUCAGGCUUGAGAAGAAGGCAACAUAUGAGGAUAUCAAAUCUGCUAUCAAGGAGGAGUCUGAGACUAACCUUAAGGGUAUCUUGGGUUACAUUGAAGAUGAUGUGGUGUCUACAGACUUCAUUGGUGAUAGCAGGUCAAGCAUAUUUGAUGCCAAGGCCGGAAUUGCUCUGAACGAUAACUUCGUCAAAAUUGUGUCUUGGUAUGACAACGAAUGGGGCUACAGUUCACGUGUGAUUGACUUGAUCGCUCACAUGGCCAAGACUCAAGCUUAAAGCUGAAGCAAGAAUGAAGAUUUGAGGCUCUUUUUUCUGUAAUGUGGUUCAUGAGUACAAGGUUAUAGAUUAUGUCUCGAAUGUUUGGAAAAUAAAAUAAGAAUUGAGUCUGUGUCUGCGUCUUCUGAUAUUGGUUCUGGAUAUUAAGCAAGGGCUUUCAAAGCCAUACCAAAGCUGUUAAAAUACAAGCAUCAGAUGGUUUGUUUUCU
Molecule: messenger RNA, 1312 nt
Organism: Populus nigra (black poplar)
Lineage: Eukaryota; Viridiplantae; Streptophyta; Magnoliopsida; Malpighiales; Salicaceae
Product: glyceraldehyde-3-phosphate dehydrogenase GAPC1, cytosolic-like
Exons: 12
Coding region: 78-1103 (341 amino acids)
Biological process (GO): glucose metabolic process
Molecular function (GO): NADP binding; oxidoreductase activity, acting on the aldehyde or oxo group of donors, NAD or NADP as acceptor; NAD binding
Source: RefSeq, a predicted model, not a curated record